AUGCCUCCACAGGCUCGGGCCACUCGUACGCGCCUUGCUGGCAACGAGAACGACGAGAACAGCGGUACGACGCGUCUUACAAGAGCCCAGGCUGCCGCUCUCAAGGUUGACGAGCUAUCACUGCCUGCUAAGGCUGCCCUCCAAACGAAGAAGUCCACAAUCAACGGUACUACCGCUGCUAACACGCGGAAACGCGCUGCGUUGGGCGAUGUCAGCAAUGUUGGAAAGACUGAUGGUCUUGCUGGAAAGAAGACAAAGGGCCUCGUCUCCAAGGCUGCCCAGCCCACCGGUAUUGAGAAGAAGACUGCGCGACCCACCACAAGACCUGCUCUUGGUUCCAAGCCAACCAACUCCAAGACCCAAGCCGGCCCUGGGGCUAUCAACAAGCGAAAGGUUCUUGGGGACACCGCCAACACCAAGCUAAAAGCCCCAGUCAACGAAAACGAGCAUCCCUCCAAGAAGCAGCACCUCCUUUCUGAGGACCGUGAAGAAUCAGAGACACCUGUUGAGGAGGUUGAGGUCGAGAAGCCCGAGAUCUCUUUAGACAAGGUCGACGUCCAGGACGCGCCAUUCGAGUACCCUCCCGGUGUCAAGGAUCUCGACAGCGAGGAUCUCGAGGACCCUCUUAUGGUUGCCGAGUAUGCCAACGAAAUUUUCGAGUACCUACGCGACCUCGAGUGCAAGUCGAUUCCCAACCCUGAGUACAUGUCCCACCAAGACGACCUCGAGUGGAAGACGCGCGGUAUUUUGGUUGACUGGCUCAUUGAGGUCCACACACGCUUCCAUCUCCUCCCUGAGACCCUUUUCCUCGCCGUUAAUGUUAUUGACCGCUUCUUGUCCGAGAAGGUCGUCCAGCUUGACCGUCUUCAGUUAGUGGGUAUCACUGCAAUGUUCAUCGCGUCCAAGUACGAGGAGGUCCUUUCUCCUCACGUCGAGAACUUCAAGCGCAUCGCCGACGAUGGUUUCAGUGAAGCUGAGAUCCUCAGCGCUGAGAGAUUUGUCCUUAGCACACUCAACUACGAUCUUAGCUACCCCAACCCCAUGAACUUCCUCCGCCGAGUCUCGAAGGCGGACAACUAUGACAUCCAGUCUCGUACCAUCGGCAAGUACUUGAUGGAGAUCGGUCUCCUCGACCACAGAUUUAUGGCCUACCGCCCUAGCCAUGUUGCUGCUGGCGCCAUGUACUUGGCGCGUCUCAUGCUUGAUCGCGGCGAAUGGGACGCCACUAUUGCCUACUACGCCGGUUACACUGAGGACGAGAUUGAGCCUGUUGUCCACCUCAUGGUCGAUUACCUCGCCCGUCCUGUCAUCCACGAGGCCUUUUUCAAGAAGUACGCUAGUAAGAAGUUCAUGAAGGCCUCCAUUCUUGCUCGUCAAUGGGCAAAGAAGAACGCUGUUCUCUUUGGCAUCACUGAUAUUGAUCUGAGCCUCGACCAAAUAUCAUAA
This is a messenger RNA of Fusarium sp. VM40, 1446 nucleotides long. The record is from the annotation of a GenBank genome assembly. Lineage: Eukaryota; Fungi; Ascomycota; Sordariomycetes; Hypocreales; Nectriaceae.